Messenger RNA from Patiria miniata (bat star), 2782 nucleotides. RefSeq names its product protein disulfide-isomerase A5-like. The record is from RefSeq and is a predicted model, not a curated record. NCBI's taxonomy places the organism in Eukaryota, Metazoa, Echinodermata, Asteroidea, Valvatida, Asterinidae. Bases 1 to 1215 code for a protein of 404 amino acids. Gene Ontology annotation, molecular function: protein disulfide isomerase activity. Gene Ontology annotation, cellular component: endoplasmic reticulum. Gene Ontology annotation, biological process: protein folding. The transcript is spliced from 10 exons.
AUGACCACGAGAGGGCGCAAUACUACGAUAUCGCAACUCACACUGCCAGGGGUGAACAUAACAGACAUCUUGGGUCGCCGACCACGCCUACCCGGCAAUUCUGUACCGUCCGAAAGAGACAUUCUCGGCUUGGUCGCCGUCCUUGAUCGCUCCACACAGCAGGUGUUACCGAGUGGGUGUGGACACUGCAAGAAGGCCAAGCCGGAAUUCACGGCCGCGGCUGACCAGCUUAAAGACGAACUGAAGGUUGCCUACAUUGCCGUUGAUUGCACCGACGACAAGAGCAAGGAAAUGUGCUCGACUUAUGGUGUAACGGGCUACCCAAUGUUGAAGUACUUUGUGUACGGCAAAGACCCUGUGCCUUAUAGUGGAGGGAGAGAGGAGAUUGACUUUGUGCGCUUCAUGAUGUUGCUGGUGAACCCCGACGCGGCGCCCCCUCUUCCCGAGCCGGUAGUGGAGGACUUCUUUGCAGAGCUGGACGGAGGGGAGAACGUCUUACAACUCACCGACAGCACCUUUGAUGAUGUCAUCAAUAAGGAAGAAUCAGUCUUGGUCAUGUUCUAUGCUCCUUGGUGUGGUCACUGCAAGAUGAUGAAGCCUGCCUUCUCGGAGGCUGCAACUCUCCUCAAGGAGGCAGAAACACCAGGCGUGCUUGCCGCAGUUGACGCAACUGCCAACAAGGCCCUGGCGGCUAAAUACGAGAUCCGAGGUUACCCACUAUUAAAAUAUUUUAAAAAUGGAGAAGCAAAUGAUUACGUGUCGGGACGGUCUACAGAAAACAUUGUGGACUUUAUGAACAAUCCAAGUGAAGCGGCCACGCCAAUCCCCCCUACUCCGGAACCCAAGUGGAGCGACGUGCCCAGCGCCGUCAACCAUCUCACUCAGGCAAACUUCAAGUCGUUUACGGAGACCAACCGGUACGUCUUGACGAUGUUCUACGCUCCGUGGUGCGGUCACUGCAAGGCCGCAAAGCCGGCGUUCCAGGACGCGGCCGAGGUUCUCAAAGACGAGGAAGGGAUGGAGCUGGCUGCUGUGGACUGUACUGUGGAAAGAGAUCUGUGCAGCGACUUCGAAGUCCAAGGGUUCCCUACUUUCAAACUUUUUACGGAGGGCUCCCCCACGGAAUACCAGGGCGGCCGGACGAAAAGCGAUUUUUACAACUUUAUGCAAAGCCUGAAAAGCGGAGCCGGGGACCAGCCAAAAGAAGAGCUCUGAUGACAGCUACCGGGCAAAGUGGUGUUCGUAGCAACCAUUUCGGUUUAUCAUUUUAUAUUAUUACAUACACGGUUUGGAGGUGGAGGGAAUUCUUUUUAUACCCAUUUACCCCCCCCAAAAUUUAACCUGUGACUUGACAUUCAUCCUGAAGAAUAGCGACCUUGGGGUCAACAUGAGGUCAUGAGGAAUUGGGGUCACGACCUUUGCUCUUUCAUAUUUUAUUAUUUUUGUGAAAUGCGCCAUAUUUUGUAAAUCUGUAGUGUAAUGGCUUUAACAAUGUGUUUAAUUUUCUUAACAUUUCUAAACUCACAAACGUUUUUUGGGGUUUAAAACAGAUGGAGUCAAAACAAUACUACACAAUAUAAAAUACAUCCUUUCAGCAUCAUCAGCAUAAUAGGUCAACCAUCAAUUGUGAGGUGUUCUUGCAAAAUGAGACGCCGAAACAGGGCACAGGUUGUAGUUGAGCAUUGUUUUUAACGAUUUUCAUGUUUGUUGAUACAUGCACUUUAAAGAAAUAGAAUAAAAUCGUGAAAUGAAAGCGUUUUUAAGGAAAAAAACAAUUGGCAUCUUUCUUAUUCACAUCUACAAAACAGUUGGAACUUUAAAGGUAUUUUUCUCAGCAUUUCACUGCCAAUAAUUCAACUGUUUUCAAGAAAUAAUUCAAUAAGUAAAACAUUGGUGGAUAUUUUUAUUGGAUGUCUCAUUUCAAAAGAAAGAGCAAAUCCAUUUUUCGGGGUGAAAGUUUCGAAAUAGCACGGGGACUGAAUCUUUUAAUUAUAUCUUAGAUUUUUUAUUCAUUCAAUUAUGCUCUGAAUUUGUCAUCUGGGAUAUUUUCUUUCAUUUAGACAAUUUAUUGGGGAAGAAAAACAAUUUAAGGUGUUUUGAAAUAAUGUAAGUUUUACUUUUUUGGGGUUUAUUUUUGAGGAAUCCUAAGUUUUCUCAGUUGUAGGUACAGGUACUUAAGUUUAUUUUGUUGCGCAGGUAAUUGUGUGAAUUUCUUUAACUUUGUAUACGUGUAUAUGGGUUGAUUUCUUAUAUUUCAGCUUGCGAUUUUGAAGUCUUCCUAUUUUCACCAUCAUUUAAGCUAUGAUUGGUUUCAUUUUUGGGUCUUUGGGCAUUUUGAAAAUUAUUUCCAGAGCAUCAUUUUUGACAUUAAUCUCCUAAAUAAAUCUUAGUAGAUACAGUUGGUAUUCGAAUCUUCUGUAUCACCACCAAAUUUUGUUUCAUUACUUGGGAUAGGCCUACUAAGGGUUCAGAAUUUCCAUUUCGUGAAGUAAUAAUUUAACGCUUUAAAUAACCGUCUCCAGCAGUGAAACCUUGGGGGGGGGGGGGGGGGAGGGGGGUCAGUGUACUUCAUAUGGCUUAAUGUUUUGUUCAACAGUAUACAAUUUUGAGCAAUACUAAUAUUCAUCCAUCUUUAGCUACUCGAAUCAUGUUUUCAACAUUUCAGGAUUAUUUCAUCAUGUUAAUUAAGAAAACAGCAAUAACUUGGGCAUUUUGCCUGUAGAACUGGCUCUUUGUAAUAAAUAAAACUUGGCCUUUGUUUUUGUGAUCGGGCGCGACACUA